Molecule: messenger RNA, 2452 nt
Organism: Rhagoletis pomonella (apple maggot)
Lineage: Eukaryota; Metazoa; Arthropoda; Insecta; Diptera; Tephritidae
Exons: 7
Coding region: 1-1824 (607 amino acids)
Biological process (GO): proteolysis
Molecular function (GO): serine-type endopeptidase activity
Source: RefSeq, a predicted model, not a curated record
AUGCUGUCACAAAAACAACAAGAACCACAGAAAGUCUCCUCAUCUUCCGACUCGGCGAGCCAGACGGGGAGAAAGCGACAACACAAAGCGAACGACGUCAAUGGACAGAUGUAUACUCAUAUGAGUUCAGCCAAGACAUAUCUGUUAAUUAGCAAUGCCAUUGCCCUACCCGUUGACUUGCCCAAAUGUAAUUGUAUACCCGUGAAAGAGUGCGAACCAAUCGCAUACUUGCUCUUGAAUCACAGGCCGCAGGAAGCAGACAUAAUCUACAAAAUUGUGCAGAGUGCCGGUUGUGGUUAUGCCGGUCUUGAGCCGCUUGUCUGCUGCCCCGCCACUUAUGCUAACCACAAAGCAACGACGCGCGUGCAUGCAACAGAAAUCGAUACAUUCGGGAGAACAGAUCCCGACGCAUGGGUGUGGGACAGUGCCCAAUUGCCCACACGCUUUGAUACAUUCACAGAAAAGUUGAUGACAGCCAGCUCAAUGGAUAGCAGAUCAACCAAAGGCAGACCAAAAAAUUUUUACGAAGAAACGGAUAUAUUUGAUUUUAAGGAUCCAAAGACGCAACGAAAUUUUCCACAUUCUUUCAAUGAAGAAUCUGUUGAAUUCCAUAAAAAUUAUGAAGAUAAUGCACAGCGCGAUUGUGGUAAGGAUAGGCAAAAACAGUUCAAGCCUAUAACGGAUGUGCAAUGGCAUCCCAUUGGCGGGCAUAAAUCGUUUUCGCAUCACCAGCGCGAUCAAGGACACGGACAUGUUAGCAUACACGAUUAUGACCAUUUUGAUGAAGAUGAAUAUCCUCGCAUAAUUUUUAGACCUUUAAAUGAUGGCGCUAUUGUAUAUCCAGACGAUAGACGUUUAAAUCGCCCACUAAAGUUUCCGAUGCAGCGACCGACGUCGACAACGACAACGACCACAAGCACGACAACUACUACAACAACAACGAGCUCAACAACAAAGAAGCCGUCCGUCAAACCAACGGAACAGUCCAAAGUCAACACAGCGCGUUGUGGCAUACCGGCAGUCGACGCUGCAAGUGGUGAACGCGUAUAUCCAUGGAUAUCACGAAUAGCUUAUAUUAACAAAACAAAUAAUUUUAUUAGCUAUCGUUGUUCUGGUUCCGUUGUAAGUCAAUCGCACAUCCUGACAGCGGCACACUGCGUCGUUAACCUAGUGAACGAUCUGCGACUCUCUCACGUGCGCAUCGGUGGUGUGGCACUUUCCACUAAUUGCACGGCCAGCACUAAUUUUAGCAACUGCUUCAUCGCUUCACGCACUUUUCAAAUCGCCGAAGUGCGCGUGCAUCCCAGCUAUGAUCAACCUAAGUACGCCAAUGAUAUUGCAUUGGUAAAAAUCGUCGGCGAAGCGAAUGACUACACACCAAUUUGCUUACCUCCAAAUCUGUCUGCUUCUGUACGAGAUCAGCUUAUAGGCAGCCCGGGAAUUGCACUCGGUUGGACAGCGGAUAUUGAAGGCAAUGAUACAAGUAGCCCAAGAGUACGUUACCUCAGCUUACCAAUAGUGAAUACAACUGAGUGCGCUAUCACCUAUGCGACAUUCAGUGAGAACUUCAAUGAUCCUAUAGUGAUUACACCAUCACAGUUAUGUGCGCAGGGUGGGCCAAUGAAUGAUGUCUGCCGAGGUGACAGUGGUGGCCCGUUUAUGGAUGAGGGCUCUUCCGGUCUAAUAAAUUCAAGUGGGCGUCACUCUUUAUUGGGUAUUGUAGCUUUUGGACCAACUAAAUGUGGAAUGUCUAAUAUACCUGGAGUUUACACGCGCGUCAGUUCCUAUUUGGGAUGGAUUAUAGAAAGUAUCAGCUUAAGUUAGCGUUAAUUUAAAUAUAAGCCCCAAAUAUCAUAUAUGUAUGUACUUGUACAAUAUUUUUACUCUUAAGAAUUAUCAUUCAAUGUUAAGAACUAAUUAGAUAUUUAUUUUAGAAUUAGCAUAUAUUUUUUUUUUUGUUAAAUGAUUAUUUGUUGUCCAUCAUAUUAUUCGUUUCCUACAUUGCUGUUGCAAGGCCGUAGCCAAUUAGAGUACAUAGUAGACCAGUUGUAAAUCUGAAGCUGUCUUCUGGAGGGUAACCAGUUCCAUAGAUCUUUUGUAGUUGGAACUUUCCAAAAGUUCUUUCGCCUGUCUUAGCACAGGCCAUGAUGGUAGGAGGACCGACUGCGAGAUAGGAUUAUGGUUGGGUAGCUGCUGCUUCCCUUGCUAGUCUGUUGACCUCUUCGUUGCCCUCUACGCCUUUGUGGCCCGGGAUCUACAACAGUUGUGAUGUGUUGUGCUCCUCCAGGAAGUCAGUUUUUUUUAACCACAUCGUCUCUGGGAGAUAGGAACAUUGAUUUUGAUUUCCUAUCCCAGCCUGUUCGGAAUUACCUUAACCUUGCCCUCUCUCAUAAGGUUGAGUAGGGAUUUCUUAGCAGUCUACGAAUAUGUGGGCAGCGGCGGGGCAAGUGCG